Molecule: messenger RNA, 1876 nt
Organism: Trematomus bernacchii (emerald rockcod)
Lineage: Eukaryota; Metazoa; Chordata; Actinopteri; Perciformes; Nototheniidae
Exons: 7
Coding region: 45-1025 (326 amino acids)
Biological process (GO): positive regulation of ERK1 and ERK2 cascade; T cell activation; interleukin-15-mediated signaling pathway
Cellular component (GO): membrane raft; external side of plasma membrane
Molecular function (GO): protein tyrosine kinase binding; MHC class II protein binding
Source: RefSeq, a predicted model, not a curated record
AGAGACUCUGACAGUCGAGAGCCAGAGACCGAGAGAGAAGCACGAUGUCUGAAUUCAGAAGGAUCAUGAUGUCUUCAUUCCUGAUGCUGCUGCUCCACUUUACAGCUGCAGAUGUGAAAUAUUACUUCCCCACUGUCAGAGUUGGAGAUGAAGUCACUUUGCCUUUUGACAAUGUGAUAGAUGAUCAGGAUAAGUGUGAGAGUACUGAGUGGACCUUCAGUGAUUCAAGAGGUUCAGCAACAUCAGUAAAGCUGGUUCAUCUUCAGAUUAAAAAAGAAGCCAAAGCUAAACCAGACAGACUGAGAGUUACAGAGAACUGUUCUCUGGUUAUAAAGAAGGUCACAGAGGAGGAUGCUGGUUUUUACUCCUGCAGACAGUUCAGAUCAGGAGAACAACAAGGUCCAGACUCUUCUGUUCUUCUGUCGGUUGUUACCAUGACUGAACAUCAGGACAAUGAUGAGAUGACAUUAGACUGCUCUGUGACAAGAUAUAUAGGCUGGUGUGGACACUCAGUGAAGUGGCUGCUUCAGGGUCGAGAUGUGGAUAAAGAUCACAGAGAUAUAAAGACAUCACAGUCUUCCUGCUCUGCCUCUGUGACAUUUCUGACUUCUCUCUUUAGUUACACAUCAAGGUCUGAGUUGUUUACUUGUGAAGUAACAGAUGAUUCCAUGACUGACGUAGAUCUGUUUGUCUUCAGUCCUCAGUCCUCAGGUGAGGAUGCAGGGAAGGUGACUGCAGUGUCAACAACAUGGACAACAGUGAGCAUGAGAGCAGCCGGAGAGAUGACCAACACAUCUGAAGACAAUCAAACAGAACAAGAGGACAACAAUAAAGGUCGCUUGAGGCUCAUCAUGGUGUCUGUGGGUUUAGCGGCUCUCAUCAUCACCGUGGUUACAGUCAACAUAUGGACAAGAGCUAAAGGGAGCAAAGCACAGACGGAAGAAAACAUGGAGCAGAAUGAUGAUGAUGAAGAUGAAGAUGAGGUGAACUAUGAAAAUGAUGGAGGGGCUUUUGCCUCUGUGUGACUGAUCAACAACAUCAACUCCCCUCAGAGUCCAUGCUGUCAAACAUCACCUCCUCAUAUUCUACAGGAGAAAACAGGAGAACCAUGAGAUCAUUGGAACAUUUCUGAUGACUGAGAACACCUGAGCCCCAUGAGAGGCACUUCAGAAACAUAUCUUAUUAUAUUCUUACAUCCCGGCUCCUGUGCUGCAACAAAAAGCAGGGAGGGGAGACGAGGGGUAAGAAUAUAACAAUCGUUUAUUCUUAAUAAACAAAUAAGUAAAUGGAACCAGCAACAGGUCCCCGAGGCUGGCAAGGAGAGAGUGAGAGAGACCACGGAACGCCUAGUGGUGUGGAGGGGUCGUCACAAUAUUAAUUCAUUUCUGAUAUAACGUCCUUUAAGUAUGCUCUCACAUUCCCAUACAUAGUUAUACUGUAUCUGAUCUAUAGUCUACACAGUCUCUGUAUAUAACAUCUCAAUAUUAGCAGUACUUGUACUUACAGUAUACAUUUUACACCUAUACCUUCAUUUCUCACAGUAACUGCUGCACAUGUUCAAACAUACAAGUGUUUCAUGAAAUAUCUAAAUUGUAAAAUGAUCCUGAAUCUUUGUUUGUUUGUUAAAUGUGCUCUUCAGGGAAUACCAGUAAAACUACUGUUGGUGUUUUAAUGUAAAAACUAUUCAUUUAUUUUUAUAAUUAUAAUGAUAACUUGUAUUUAUAUCAGGAAGUACUUUAACCUUAUACCUGCAUUGUUUACUAGAACUGCUCCACAUGUCCCUUUUGUAUAUAUCUUAGCAAAUGAUAUACCCCCCCUACUGUUUCUAAUAUAUAUUAUCAAAACAAUAUGUACAUUACUCUGGACUGUUCUGCUU